AAGAGCGGGCGCAACUGACUUGGGAAGGUGUGUCCCAAAGCUCCGCCAGCUGCAAUGUGAGCCAAGCGGCCUGGCCGGGCUACGGGAGAGAGAUGCCCACAGAAAGAGAAGCUUCUCCUUUCCAGCCUCCUGGCUAUUACCCUUUUAAAUAUCAGCGUUCGGGGCUGUAGGGGUAGCACGAGGCAUCGAAACGGAACAGUCGGAUUGGCCGCACGCCGUAGUUCUAGACGCACCUCUCCACCGAAAGGCCGUUUUGACUGGCAGGGGGAGAAAGUAAACAGAGUUGAAUCACCCUCCCCACUGGCCAAUUGGAGGGGGUUUGGACUGUGACGUGAUGGGAUUCUGCGAAAUUGUUACUGAGCAAGAGAAUGCCGGAACGGUGCGGACCGGCAGGAGCGGGGGCUCAGAAGUCGUCAGUGGACUGGGAGAAAAGUGUCUCGUAGACCUGGUGCUUUAUCCAGCCCUUCCCACCAGCGUCUGGGUGGUCGGGUGAAUGUCCUGGGGCUUUGGCUCGACUGAGAGGCGGCCGAGGGCGUGUGCCUCUUUUGCAGUUUCUUCUCCCAACGCCUCGGGGGCGUUUUCAGUCGAAUAAACUUGCGGCCGCCACGUGUGGCAUCUUUCCAAGGGAGCCGGCUCAGAAGGGCCGGCGCGCCCGUCUGGGGGAUCGCGCCUGGCGCGGGGCAGGGCGGCGGCUGGAGCCGGCAGCGCGGCGGAGCCCGGAGCCGUGGAUGCUGCGUGCGGAGGCGCUGCCGGUUACGUAAAGAUGAGGGGCUGAGGUCGCCUCGGCGCUCCUGCGAGUCGGAAGCGCCCCGCGCCCCCGCCCCCUUGGCCGCCGCGCCGCGCUCGUCGUCCGAGGCGAGGGCAGGGCGAGCCGAACCUCCGCAGCCACAACGAAGUUUGGCCGCGCCGCCUUGGUUGCUGUCUCCCGCACCAUGUCCGCGGCCGCCUACAUGGACUUCGUGGCUGCCCAGUGUCUGGUUUCCAUUUCGAACCGCUCUGCGGUGCCGGAGCAUGGGGGCGCUCCGGACGCCGAGCGGCUGCGACUACCUGAGCGCGAGGUGACCAAGGACCACAGUGACCCGGGGGACACUUGGAAGGAUUACUGCACGCUGGUCACCAUCGCCAAGAGCUUGUUGGACCUGAACAAGUACCGACCCAUCCAGACCCCCUCGGUGUGCAGCGACAGUCUAGAGAGUCCGGAUGAGGAUAUAGGAUCCGACAGCGACGUGACCACCGAAUCUGGGUCGAGUCCUUCCCACAGCCCCGAGGAGAGACAGGAUCCUGGCAGCGCGCCCAGCCCGCUCUCCCUCCUCCACCCCGGAGUGGCUGCGAAGGGGAAACACGCCUCCGAAAAGAGGCACAAGUGCCCCUACAGCGGCUGUGGGAAAGUCUAUGGAAAAUCCUCCCAUCUCAAAGCCCAUUACAGAGUGCAUACAGGUGAACGGCCCUUUCCCUGCACGUGGCCAGACUGCCUUAAGAAGUUCUCGCGCUCGGACGAGCUGACCCGCCACUACCGGACCCACACCGGGGAGAAGCAGUUCCGCUGCCCGCUGUGCGAGAAGCGCUUCAUGAGGAGCGACCACCUGACGAAGCACGCGCGGCGCCACACCGAGUUCCACCCCAGCAUGAUCAAGCGGUCAAAAAAGGCACUGGCCAGCUCCUUGUGAGGUGCUGCCCGCGGAUGUCAGGGAGGGAUGGACCCCGCAAAGACAAAACUUCUCCCAGGAACCAGGCAGACCCGUGGAAACUAAGCCCCGGUGCAGGCGCGCUCACAGCACAGGAAGUCACUGCUCUUUGGUCAAUAUUCAGAUUUUCCUCUCCCCGCAUUAUUUUUAAAAAGCACAUUGUAGCCCAAGAUCAAAGCCAACACUUGGCCCCCUUGCAGAGGCGACUAUGGGAACAGGUCUCUGACUUUUGGAGGGAAGGCAAAUGCUGUUUUUUUUUCUUCCCCUUUGUUUUUCUGGGGAGGGGGGAGUGGAGGGAGGGGCUCAAGGCCACGGCUGGGGUCGAAUUUUAAAGAUUCAACACUGGUGUACAUAUGUCUGACUGGGCGAGUUGACCUGUGGUCUCACACAGUGAUUCUGGCCCUUUAUGCUUGCUUUCUCUCAGAACUUUUUUCUUACCUAUUGAUGUAAUGACGAGUGUGCUUCAGUUUCCUUAGCAAAAACCACUCUCUCGAAUCACCUUAACUUUUGAGAAACAAACGCCAUAGCACAGCUGACAUUUUGCAAGCAAGAGCACAUCUAUUCCAGCAUGAUCUGUCAUCUAAAGACUUGAAAACAAAGUUACUUAUAGUCAAUGGGUAUGCAGAGUAUGACUUUAUACUAAUCAAGACAAACCUUUGAAAGGUUACACUAAGUACAGAACUUUUAAACCUUGCUUUUUAUGAAUUGUACUUUUUUGAACAUAAGCUGCACUUUUAUUUUCUAAUGCAGAGGAUGAAUAAGUUAAAUACAUGCUUUAAGGAUAAAAGCAGACAUUCUGUUUGGCACCACAUUAUAAUCUGCUUGUUUUAUAGUAUACACGUUUCCCUAAGAAAUCGUGGCAGAGAUGUGAGGGCAGAAUACACACAGCAGAUGCUGAAGGAGAAGGAGGGUAGUAUUUUUUAAAAAGAGAACAAACAGAAUUUUAACUCUAUUAACUUUUCCAAAUUUUCCUAUCCUUUUAGUUAACAUCAUCUUGUACCAUAACGCCACUAGGGGACAGGGUUUUUACUCCGUUGGGUUUUAGUUGAAUGGGUGCAUGGCAGGUGUGAGCUCUGGAAACAGCCUUUUUUUUUUAGGAAAAAUUUGUUGGUCUCCUUCCCAUGUUCCUACAAAACUCCCACUAACAAGUGCAAGAGUUGUGUAAAAGGAAAAGGGAGCCGAAAUGUGAAAACUAGACCCCUGUAAGUAGUGAAAGCCUGUGGAAAAUACCACAGUAAUUUCAGAGGUGACUCUGCAUAAUAUUUCCUUUUGGAGAAUGGAGGCAAAUGGAAUAUGUACGAAUGAAAAUACAUCACCGUGUCUCUUACAUCAGAGCCUCACCCACUAUUAUAUCUUGUAUCUAGGUGUCUGCAGUGGCCUGAACCACUACAUCCAUAAUAUGCCAUUUACCUGAAAACUUAGUUUUUGGCCUUUCUGUGGCCAGAAAAAGGAACUGAGUUUUCAUGGUUAAAGAAGCAACCUCAAACGAGGGGAGUCAGCAGCGAUCGUGGAGGAAAUGUUUACAUUUUUUUCCUUCAGAUACAAGGCUGUCUGACGUUUUUAUCUGAUAUUCAAAACAGGGAGCUAUGGUGCACUCUAGUUUAUACAUGUGCUAUCAAAUGUGUUGUGUAAAUUUAGGGCACCUACAAGUGAACUCAUUAUUUCACCUGACAAAUGCUCGUUUCCAGUUCAGAAGCAGUGUGGGCUCGUGGAGCAGGCACGGGCAUGUGUUAUGGCUGACUCGACUUCCAGUACAACAGCCAUCACUAGCACGGUAUUUUUUUUUUUUUUUAAACCAAUGUAGUUGUAUUAGUGGUUCUCUAAAGAGAGCUGCUUUUAAUAUUAGGGACUGAGAGCAGUCCAUGGGAUAAAAAGGAAAGUGUUUUCUCACGGGAAAACAUGUCAGGAAAAUAAAGAACACUUUCUACCUCUGUUUCAGAUUUUUGAAACGCUUAUUUUAAACCAAAUUUUAAUUUCUUUGUCCAAAAUAAGUUUUAAGGACAUCUGUUCUUCCAUACGAGAUAGGUGGGCUGCCUAUUUCUCACUGAACUCACGGGAUGAUUCUGCUUAUGAUACUCUGCACUCUGCUUUCAAUGAGUGAGAGUUUGGGGUUGCCUAGCAACUCACUAGCUUGGAAAAACUCAUCUUUCCCUCACAGAAACAAAGAACAACCAAGUCAGUGAAAGACAAUCUUUAUAGUUUCAGAAGUAAAUCUAUAUGUGGCUUUUGUUGAGCACUUAGAUGGAUAUAAAUGCAGCAACUUGUUUUAAAAAAAAAUGCACAAUUUACUUCCCAAAAAAGUUGCCACUUGCCUUUUCAAGUCAUUGAAAAACACAUUUGAUAUUCUCUUGUAUGUCAUAGUAACAUAACGUAUAAACUCAAGGCUUUUUAUUCUUUGUGAUACAUCCUGUUUUAAAACGUCACAAAACAGGAACCAGCAUUCUAAUUAGAUUUACUAUAUCAAGAUAUGGUUCAAAUAGGACUACUAGAGUUCAUUGAACACUAAAACUAUGAAGCAAUUACUUUUUAUAUUAAAAAGACCAUGGAUUUAACUUAUGAAAAUCCAGAUGCAGGAUAGUAAUUUUUGUUUACUUUUUUAACCAAACUGAACUUUUGAAAGACUAUUGCAGGUGUUUAAAAAGGAAGAAAAGUUGUUUUAUCUAAUAUUGUAAGUAGUUGUCAUAUUCUGGAAAAUUUAAUAAUUUUAGAGUUAAGAUAACUCCUCUCCUUGGUUAGGGAAGAAGAAAGCCCUUUACCAUUGUGGAAUGAUGCUCUGGCUUUAAGGUCUAACUCUACAUCAUGCUUCUUUUGAGAAUUAUAUUUGGUAGUUAUAAUUACAGAAAACAAUUAGUUGUCAGUUUGCUGAUAGAUUUAGCGUAGUAUUCAUCACUCUGGGUAGAUUGAGAUGUUCUUUCACAACAGGUAAAUGAUCUGUAACACUGUAAGAUACUGACCUUUACAACUGUUUAAUCAGUUUUAUUUUUGUACAGUAUUAGUGACCUAAGUUAUUUUGCUGUCCCGUUUUUGUAAAUCAAAUGAAAUUAUAAAAGAGGAUUCUGACAGUAGGUAUUUUGUACAUAUGUAUAUAUGUUGUCCAAAUAAAAAUAAUAAAUGAUAAAGAUUGAA
Choloepus didactylus (southern two-toed sloth) is the source of this 4811-nucleotide messenger RNA. It is a transcript of the gene KLF9, whose product is annotated as Kruppel like factor 9. The record is from RefSeq and is a predicted model, not a curated record. Gene Ontology annotation, molecular function: DNA-binding transcription factor activity, RNA polymerase II-specific; RNA polymerase II cis-regulatory region sequence-specific DNA binding. The transcript has 2 exons. Lineage: Eukaryota; Metazoa; Chordata; Mammalia; Pilosa; Megalonychidae. Gene Ontology annotation, biological process: regulation of transcription by RNA polymerase II. The coding region runs from base 933 to 1667 and encodes 244 amino acids.